Messenger RNA from Carassius auratus (goldfish), 860 nucleotides. RefSeq names its product reprimo, TP53 dependent G2 arrest mediator homolog 3 (gene rprm3). Lineage: Eukaryota; Metazoa; Chordata; Actinopteri; Cypriniformes; Cyprinidae. The coding region runs from base 183 to 497 and encodes 104 amino acids. The record is from RefSeq and is a predicted model, not a curated record. The transcript has a single exon.
AGAUGCUUGGAUGAUGUACUCCAUCAUAUAUAACACAUAAACCAGACUUUAUGCCACAAACCGACGCUUCGACGACUGUUUUUUGACUUUUAAACUACAUCCAUGCAAGUGACCUUGGCAAAUCUAGGUUUUGGAAGUUUUAAAACAUCAAUACGCGUUAUACACGCCACAGAAAACUCGACAUGAAUGUCUCACAUGGACUACUGAACCGGACGAUCUCUACAGCGAAGCAGCCUUUGGAAAGCGUUCAAGGAUGCUGCAGUAACUUCUCGGUGAUCACGAGCGACGGGCUCGGUUCACCGGUUCAGGACGAGCGCGAUCAGUUCAUCAUGCGUUUGGUGCAGAUCGCGGUUCUCUGUGUGCUGUCACUGACGGUCAUUUUUGGCAUAUUUUUCCUCGGGUGCAAUCUACUCAUCAAGUCCGAGAGUAUGAUAAAUCUGCUGGUGGAGGACAGAAGACCUUCCAAAGAUGCGGAUAUUAUUAUGAUUGCUGCAUAAAUCGGACACAAACUGGAAAUCUCUCAUGAACGGCACCUGUUGGUAUGGCUCUCAUGCCAACGAUGAACUAAAUGUAUUUUUAUGUAGGCUAUUUCAUCUUGGACCAGAACCUGUUAAUGAAACGCAUGUUUUUGAAAAGCCAGAAAUGUGUGGUGUUGAAUAUUUGUCUACAUCUUCUUUCAAAACAAAUCUUCAUGAAGAACAGAGAAAGAUAACCUGACAAAUUCAUUAAUCCAGGACAGAUCAUUUGAAAUUAUGAAUUUGUCAUUUCUUUUGUAUUUAUAUUGGCCGAAUUGAUUCAUGUGACUCCUUGAAAUGAUUCAAAAAUUUAAUAAUUAAUGUAUUAAAGAAAGAUUGUGUUAA